Molecule: messenger RNA, 1656 nt
Organism: Hyaloscypha bicolor E
Lineage: Eukaryota; Fungi; Ascomycota; Leotiomycetes; Helotiales; Hyaloscyphaceae
Exons: 2
Source: RefSeq, a predicted model, not a curated record
UCCCCCACACGCCCGAACCGCUGGAAGGGCCCGCCCUCAACAUGGACUUCCUUAACCUCCCAAGAGCGCGGCCUCGCCGCCUCUCUUGACUCGAUCCGCAAUUCCGACCUCUCUAUCCAUCUAUACAACUCUUAUGCACUCAAAAGACGAGCGCGCGAUGUUGACAACGGGGAGGUCGAGAAGGGGUUGGGCCAUUUGCCGGAAGAGGAUAUCGCGUGGGAACCGCCGAGGUACUGGACUGCUUGGCCCUUGCAGCCGGAGGAUGUUCCGAGGGAGGGGGAGCAGGUAGGGCCAGAGGAUCCAGAUGAGAAAUACACAUUUAGGAGAGGAAAAGAACAAAUGCCGAGUCGUGUGUUGGAAGAGGUUUUGGUCGGGACUACAUUGAGGUUCGCGAAGGAGAGAUUCCUGGGGAGGGAGACGGCAGGGGAGAAUGAGCCCGGGGAAGCAUCUGAGGCUGCCGCCCGCGACGGGAAUACUGGGGAGAUACCGCAAUCUGCGCAAGGCCAGGAGGAACUGGCGGAAUCCGUCAUAAAGGAGGCAUCUGAGCCUCCGCAGCCUGAAAUACUGUUAAAGGCAGUUGUAUCAGCGGACGACGACAGAUCUGGGGAGCUUCUACGACCCUCAAUCCGACAUACUCUCUCCAAAUUGGACGAAGUGCUCAUGGCUCUUCAUCACGCAAGGAAGACAUGUCGACAGUACUCUCAAUCUGAACCGAACAGCGAUGACGAGACACCAACUGUUGAAGAAGAGCCUACAACACCAGUUAAAAGACCGAAGGGCAGACCUCGAAAAUUUGCGAAUCUACCUAACCGCUCAAGAAGUCAAGCUGAACCAAUUGACGACGCUGACCUCUUUCGUGCCAAAAAGACGCAUCGAGGGCGACCACAGAAAGUCUAUGAACGCCUGGAAGGAGAAUCACAGCAAGACUACUUGAUAAGAAUCGCUCGUAUCCAAAAGAAACCUCUCCCAGCCUUCGCACCACCACGGGAGACACCAGAAACGCCGGAGCCUGGAAGAAAUGGCAGGUCGCCUGCGAGGGUGGCUACUGAAGGGGAAAAGGAGAAACAGCGACAGAGGAGAACUCGACCUCGCGAUUGGAGCGAAGUUCUCGGUGCAGCUGCUUUGGUCGGAUUCCCGCCAGAUGUGAUUGCACGAGCAACCCAGCGGUGUGCAAAUUUGUUUGGGGAAGGUAUGAGUUUGAGGACUAUGGCUGAGUUGCCAUACUCUGAGAAGGGUGACGAUGUUCUUAGUCAUUAUCGACCUCAAGCCAUGCCUGACUUCGGUGAGGGAGAGGCGAUUGAGAGCUCAGAGAGUGUGGACUCGGGUAAUUCGUCAUCCGAGUCGAGGGAUAGAAGGGAGCAUAAGGCAAGGUCAAAACACCGCAUCCAGCUGGGUCAAGCGCCGUUAAGACAGACCUGUUUCUGCCCAAUCCCGGAUUGCCCGAGAAAGACUAGGGGUUUCAAUGGAGUUGGUAAACUCAAGAAACACUUACAAGGGGGUCACCAAAUUCCGAAGGAUGAGCUUGAUGAGUACAUCCUUCCGAGUGAUGAGGAAAUGGAUGGUGCUGUUCAUGUUGAUGGCUUUUUGAAGCCACUGAAGCGGAUGGGUGGGGCAAGAGGGAGGUAUAAAAAAGAGGGGAAGAGGAGUCGAGAUGAG